AUGGAGCAAUUUAAUGACUCCCUUAAAGAAACUACAUCAUCGACUUUAAAGCUUUUGGAGCAAUAUGAGAAUCAUAUUCAGGAGAAAGACAGAAAUUUAGAUUACAUAGAAAAAGGUGACUCGAGGUUUACGAAAGAUCGCGAAACAGGACCUAGUUACGACGAAUGUUUUAAAGAGAACGUGAAAUUGAGGCUUAAAGUCGAAGAAUACGAAAAGGAAAUCAAACUGUUAAAGGAACUGAUAUCUAAACUCAAAGAGAAUGCUGUACCUGUAGUAAAUUAUGAACAACAGCGAUUAGAAGUAGAAACCCCGAAAGAUCCCACAUUUUCGUUACCACCAAGAUCAGCAGAUAGAAUAAGACAUAUGAAGGACACUUCUGAACAGAGUCAGGUCAACGUCUACGAUCUAAAGCUGCCUAGGUCCCCUGCCACCUUCCAAUUAAAUAACCAAAAUUUCCAGGAAGAAUUAAAGACAAACACUCAGUUCGAAAAAGCAUUGAAAAAUGAUCAUGCGUACGAGUCGACGCCGGCAACUGCUAGUACCAAAAAGGAUCCCCAAGAUGCGGGAAAAGAUAGUUUAGCAACGACAGGGAUACCAAAUAAUAUUCUAGGAAGUCCAGCUACUUCCGUGACUUAUACCACAUCUCGAAUAUCGAUAAAUUCCAAUUCACCGAAUAUCAACAAUAAACCCCAUUUGAAAAGACCCAAGUCACCAGCAACUUUACCAAAUGGAGCUUUAUCUCCCCAGCGAGCAAAUCGUGUCACACACUUGAUUAACAAUGAACUUCAUUCUCCAUUAAAAGACCAGUUUUCAGAUGUAGAUAAAGAUUUCGUUGAUGAUACCGCUUCCACGUCUGGCGAUGAUAUCACAGGGAGCUUUAUACAAAUGUCUCCAGCAGCCCAAAGAAUCAUCAAAGAGGAUGAGACAAUUAUGGAGUUCUCUCCUUCAUCCAAGCAGAAUUUGAAUAAAUUUACUGACUUGAUCAAUAAGACCUUUGGGGACGAUGAUAGCCAAAUCAAAGGACCCCCCGAAAAGGAAUCUGCAGCUGCAGUAAGACCACCUGUAUUCGAUCCGCCGCUUCCUAGGGCCGAUUCAAAAGUACUAGCUUCUCCUGUUAUGAUUCAAAACGCAGCAAAUAAUUUAACACCUUCUGGGCUUUCCUUUCCGCAGAAAACUGACAUUUCUACUCAUGACUUACUGAAAAUUGUCUCACAAGAUAACGUCUCAGCGAUUUCUUCAAGCACCUCAAUCCAUAAAUCUUUUUCACCCAAAUCUGUCUCCUCACUUUCUCGUAUCCAACCACCAAAUCACCACACUUCAUCAAUUGACAUGGGUUCUCCUUAUAAUGGAGAAGUACCGCAAUCCGACAGUGUUUUACACUCACCCAACAUCAUAUCUGAUAUACCUCUAUUUGUACAACCAGAAGACUUUUCAACAAUAGCUGUCGAAGCUUCUAGCACUUUGUACAGUAAUCCUGAGGAUGCAAGCAAGUGUAUACUCUGCAGUGUCAUUGAUAAGAAAUCAUCUAAAGAGAUGUUCAAGUUUGCGAAAUCUCUGGACCAGUUAUACGAGCUUGACCAUAUGUUGAAAAUAAGGCUCAUGGAGCAAUAUCAUCUCCCGGAACUACCUAAAAAGCAACUAUUUCAGACUACUGUUCCUGUUAAAGUCGAUUUGAGAAGGGAGUUAUUAACAGAUUAUUUAUUAGCACUCUUUGAACUUAGUAACCUAUCACCAGUGAUGUCUCUAAAACUUGCACAAUUUAUUAGUACAGAUACCGCAAUCUCCGUACCAAUUGGAAUGACUGACAGCGUAAAAGAAGGGGUACUUUUGGUACGCAAAAAUAAGGCGUUGGGUAGCGGUAAUUCUUGGAAAGUACGACAAGCUGUAAUUGAGGAUCAAACUUUGUUAUUAUUCGAUCAAGAAAAUCUAGUGGAGAGCAUCAAGUUGGUAAGUAGUACAAUUGAAUUACAAGCGAAUUUACCUGAUGAUAAGUACGGCACUAAAAAUGGGUUUAUUUUGAAUGAACCAAAGAAGAGCGGUCUUUCUAGCACAUCCAGGCAUUAUUUUGGCGCUGAAACCGCCAAACAACGAGAAGAAUGGAUCAGCGCUCUUAUAAAAGUUUGCAGCAACUCCGUUGCAAAUAUCAAAGCAGAUACUCUUUCUUCUGCCCAAGAUCAAGGAAGUAUCAGCGAUGCAUCGGUAGAUACAAGCAGCAGUGCUGCGAUUGGACCAAUGGUUAACCUCGAAAUGCUUGGUAAAUCUCAACAAGUCGAACCUGCAACAACUGAAAUGGAUAGGGAAACCAAAAGGAAUAGAAUGAGGUCCUUUUUCCCAUUCAAGAAAAAUCAACCUCAGCUUUCAACUUCUUCCUUAGAUAUUACUAAAGAAUCGGACGAAACAUCUGCUGAAAGGUCUUUUGCUAGUGCUCUCCAUGGCAUGAACCUACAUGAUGAGGCAAUUUCCAAUGUUGUAUUUGGAUCCGACAUCAAACACUGCCUAAGCUUGAGUUCUAGAGUAUACCAAAACACUCACGAGAUACCAACCGUUGUUUACAGAUGUUUGGAAUAUUUGUAUAAGAACAGAGCCAUAAAUGAAGAAGGUAUAUUUAGAUUAAGUGGAUCAAGUGCUUUGAUAAAAACCCUCCAAGAACAAUUUGAUAAAGAAUAUGAUGUAAAUUUAUGCGAAUACAACGCUUCACAUGAGGGCAGUUUGAAGAAUGGUCCCUAUCUAGAUGUCAAUACGGUUGCGGGACUUUUAAAAUUAUAUUUCAGAAGGUUGCCUCAUCUAAUAUUCGGUGAUGACAUGUACGAAGAGUGUAGGGUGAUUGCUGAAAGAAAUUCAGGAAAGCCAACUGAAACUGCAUUGCAGUUCAGAGAAUUGGUAUCAAACAAGAGAUUUGAAAUGGAAAAUUAUUCAUUGAUGUUUGUUUUAUUUGAGCUAUUAAUGAAAAUCAAUGAAAAUAACAAAGUCAACAAGAUGAAUCUUCGCAAUCUAUGCAUUGUGUUUUCUCCGACUUUGAACAUUCCUGUUAAUAUCCUUCAGCCUUUUGUUGAAGAUUUCCAAUGUAUUUUCAAUGGAAGUGAUCCAGUAAACAAUGACGAUAGACAAAAUAUCAAUCUUCAGAUUCCUCAAAUGUAA
Molecule: messenger RNA, 3138 nt
Organism: Kluyveromyces lactis
Lineage: Eukaryota; Fungi; Ascomycota; Saccharomycetes; Saccharomycetales; Saccharomycetaceae
Gene: BEM3
Product: GTPase-activating protein BEM3
Exons: 1
Coding region: 1-3138 (1045 amino acids)
Biological process (GO): signal transduction; regulation of GTPase activity
Cellular component (GO): cytoplasm
Molecular function (GO): phosphatidylinositol binding
Source: RefSeq, a predicted model, not a curated record